UUUCUCAAACAAACCUUAUACUAACUCUUUUUUUUUUUCUUUCAUACUAAUACUUCCAUCAAAAUUUUAUCCUCCACCCCCACCCCCCAACGCCCACCACCCCACCUCCUAGUAAACACACAAGACAAAAAAAAAACAUUCGAAACAUUUGCUUCUUCUUUGUUUUUGCCUUUCUUCACACUUUAUACACAACACACGCAGAGGAGGUGAGAAAAUGAAGAAGAAAGAAUGGAGCUAUGUUCUUGAAUUAUUGGGAAUUUUGCUUCAGUUUUUUUUGCUGGUUGAAUCUACAUUAACAAGACAGAGAAUAAAUAAGUUAAACAGUCGACUAGACCAGGAGUCUUUUCCACCAGUACAAUUGCUUUCACUGGAUGAUUAUGUGGUGGUGGAUAAUGGCAUCUUUAAUAUUACUUUUUCUAUUCCUGGGGGAAUGGUCACUGGAUUACAAUAUAAUGAGAUUGAUAAUUUAUUGGAAGAUGGAAAUAAAGAUAAUGACAGAGGGUAUUGGGAUAUUGUUUGGAACAAACCAGGAGAAAAAAAUAUUAUUGACAAACUUUAUGCAACAAAUUUUAAUGUUAUUAUGGAAGAUGAAAAUCAAGUGGAGCUUUCAUUUACAAGGACUUGGGAUACUUUAGAUUCUUCACAACUUUCAAUGAAUAUUGACAAAAGGUUUAUAAUACUAAGAGGAAUUUCUGGAUUUUAUUGUUAUGGAAUUUUGGAACGUUUAGAAGGAUGGCCAGAUAUUGAUGUUUUCCAAGGAAGAAUAGUCUUCAAGCUCAAAGAAAAUUUGUUCCAAUAUAUGGCAGUAUCAGAUGAACGUCAAAGGAUAAUGCCAACGGCCCAUGAUCGUGAAAUGGGCCAACCACUUGAUUAUAAAGAAGCUGUUCUUCUUACUAACCCAACUAAUUCUUUCAUCAAAGGAGAGGUUGAUGACAAAUAUCAAUAUUCUUGUGAUAAUAAAGAAAACCGGGUUCAUGGGUGGAUCAGCCAAACUCCACGAACCGGGUUUUGGAUGAUUACUCCUUCUGAUGAGUUCAGGACAGGUGGGCCAGCCAAACAAGACCUUACUUCUCAUACUGGCCCAAUAAAUCUAAAUAUGUUCUUUAGUACACAUUAUGCUGGAGAAGUUUUGGCCAUGAAAUUCAGGGAUGGGGAGCCCUGGAGAAAAGUUUUUGGACCUGUUUUUGUGUACAUAAACUCACUUUCACCUGAUGUGCAAGACACACUCACAUUAUGGGCUGAUGCCAAAGAACAAAUGUUCAUCGAAACCGAAAAUUGGCCCUAUACUUUCCCUCUUUCGGAAGAUUUUGCUCGACCUGAUCAACGUGGAGUUGUAAGUGGCAGAUUACUCGUCCGAGAUAGCUAUGUUAGCGAAAGUCUCAUCAUUGCAAAUUCAGCUUUCGUUGGUUUGGCUGCUCCUGGAGAGGUUGGAUCAUGGCAAUUGGAAAACAAGGCUUGUCAAUUUUGGACUCAAACAGAUAGUGAGGGGUAUUUCUUGAUCAAGAAUGUAAUUCCAGGGAACUAUAGUUUAUAUGCUUGGAUCCCUGGAUAUGUUGGCGAUUACAUGUAUGAUCCUUUCAUCAUUGUCACUCCAGGAUCAAGCGAAAGGGUUGAAACUCUUAUAUACGACGCUCCAAGAAAUGGUCCAACAUUGUGGGAAAUUGGAAUUCCUGAUAGGACAGCGGCUGAAUUCUUCAUCCCUGAUGCACAACCAAGACUCUUAAAUCAAUUAUACGUUGCAAAUCAGCAAGAAAGGUUUAGGCAAUAUGGAUUAUGGGAUAGGUAUACAGAGAUAUACACUGAUGAUUUGGUGUUUACUGUUGGAUCAAGUAGAUAUCAAACAGAUUGGUUCUUUGCUCAUCUCAAUAGAUACUUUUACAAUGAUGAUGGAAACAAGACUUAUGCACCAACUACAUGGCAAGUUCUAUUUGAUCUUGAAGAUGUUGAUCAAUCAUCAAAUUAUACACUUCAACUAGCAUUGGCCUCAGCACAUGAAGCUGAAUUGCAAGUUCGAUUCAAUGAUCCAGAAACAGACGCUCCUCACUAUACAACGGGGUUGAUAGGCAAGGAUAACGCGAUAGCGAGGCAUGGUAUACAUGGAAUAUACAGACUAUAUACUAUAAAUGUUCCUGGCUCUCUCCUUGGUAUUGGAACCAAUGUUAUGUAUCUCAAGCAAACUAGAGGUGAUGGGCCUUUUAGAGGAAUUAUGUAUGAUUAUAUUCGACUCGAAGGCCCUCCUGAAGAAAUCUAUUGAUUAAUAUUCGACUUAAACUUUUAGAUGAUAUAGAAUGAUGGUUCUUUCGGGUUA
This is a messenger RNA of Capsicum annuum, 2308 nucleotides long. RefSeq names its product probable rhamnogalacturonate lyase B. Bases 215 to 2254 code for a protein of 679 amino acids. Gene Ontology annotation, biological process: carbohydrate metabolic process. Gene Ontology annotation, molecular function: catalytic activity; carbohydrate binding. The record is from RefSeq and is a predicted model, not a curated record. The transcript has 16 exons. Lineage: Eukaryota; Viridiplantae; Streptophyta; Magnoliopsida; Solanales; Solanaceae.